CGCACGGAACGUCUAUCCCAUAGACGUUCUUACCCUACCUUUGUUUCGUUGCAUUUUUAAAUUAAAAUUUUUAACUAACAACAGUGGAACUAUUUUUACUUUAUAAAAGAGUUCUUCAUCCUUUGUUUACAUAGAAAUUAGAAGCUUUUGGCUUUAUUUAGACAUUUAUUUAUUACUUUUUUUACAAUGUAAAAAAACGUCGCCAUGACUACGCUAGUCCAAGACACACCCACAAUGUUGACUACCAAAGAGACUUUAUAAUUAUUCUAAAAUUUAUCACAAAUAAAUAGUAAUAAUGAAGAAUUUGAUCUAGAUAUAUAGAUUAGAUUCAGUUUUCUAUAGUUGAUGAACAGGACAAUGGCUACAGACAAGAACGUUCGAUUGUGCCAACCCACUGGACAGACUGUGUUAACUAUCACCACAACGGAAAUGCACACAGGUGGGGAGCCAGUGCGAAUUAUUGAAUCUGGUUUUCCAAAACCUAGAGGGGAGACUAUCCUGGACAAAAUCAACGAUCUACGACAAAACUAUGACCACCUACGGAAAUUUGUGAUUCUGGAACCACGCGGUCAUUUUGACAUGUACGCCGUCUUGUUGGUGCCUCCUGACAAUCCUGAAGCAGACAUCGGCGCCAUAUUUCUCCACAAUGAGGGCUACUCAACGAUGUGUGGACACGCCUGCGUGGCCUUGGGGCGCUACGCGGUGGACAAUGGACUCAUUGAGCUAAACCUCCACCAGGAGAGUACUACAGAAGCUCAAGUCAAUAUCCAAGUUCCUUGUGGUCUGGUCAAAACAUUUGUCUCUGUUCAAGAAGAUGGUGACGUAAUAAGAACUGGACGUGUUCGAUUUGAAAGUGUCCCUUCUUUUGUCGUCUGCCAAGAUGUCUGUGUACAAGUUGAAGGCUACGGAGACUGUCAGAUAGAUGUCGCUUACGGUGGGGCGUUUUAUGCAUUUGUGUCGUCUGCUGACUUGAGCGUUGAUUUACAAAGUUCUCCUAUUGCAGAAAUAGCCAAAGCUGCAACGGCUUUGAAAGCUGCGGUUUCUAGUGCAGUAUCACUUCAUCAUCCUGAGACACCUGCGUUCCUGUACGGGAUCAUGGUUGUAGACUCACGGAAGGCGUUCGCAGAAGAUGGUGUGUAUCAUCACACCUGCAUAUUUGCUGACUCGGAGACUGACAGGUCUCCCUGUGGCUCGGGAUGUACUGCACGUGCGGCCUUGAUGUUCCAAAGAGGUCAGUUGAAGCUGGGACAGACGUGUACUUUUAGAAGCGGUGUCACAGGUUCCGAGUUCCAAGCAAGAGUGGUGAAUACGUCCCGAGUGGACUUGACAGACGCUGUCGUCGUGGAAGUGGAAGGACAAGGGUACUACAGCGGCAGAAACAUCCUCACUUUGGAAGAAGGCGACAGUCUGGGAAAAGGUUUUAUUGUUCGAUAACGCCUUGUAUUACUUGUGUUACACCAAACAUAGGGGUGCUUUAAAAUGUAAUCCUAUCAAAGAAGGAAACUAAAAGAGAUUGCUCGUUCCUCUGAUAGAGUGUGUCGUUUUUUUCUUGUUUGUUUGUUUUUUUUUUAAAUUUUACAAUUCAAGUCAGAUCUUCAUGGAACUUGAAAUUUUUAUUAUUUUUCUUUUUUUAAGUUUAAUAAUGGAGCUAUUGUCUUUUUAAACAACAUAUUGUUUAUGUUUUUCUUUAUCUUAAUCUGCAUUUAGCUAUUAAAAUGAUGAUUAAAAACUAAUACAGGCAACGAAA
Molecule: messenger RNA, 1747 nt
Organism: Biomphalaria glabrata
Lineage: Eukaryota; Metazoa; Mollusca; Gastropoda; Planorbidae
Product: trans-L-3-hydroxyproline dehydratase-like
Exons: 7
Coding region: 346-1434 (362 amino acids)
Molecular function (GO): hydro-lyase activity
Source: RefSeq, a predicted model, not a curated record